AUGAUCCAGGGCUUGUAUCUCUGUUUCUCAAGAAGCAGAAGCGAGAACCCAGUGRUGGACAACCACUCCAGCGCCACCGAAUUCUGCCUCCGAGGCUUUCCUGGGUCCCAAGAUCAGCGCAGCACUCUUUUUGCUCUCUUCUUUUUCUUCUACUUGGUGACACUAAUGGGAAACAUGGUCAUCAUCACCAUUGKGUGUGUUGACAGACGUCUCCAGUCCCCCAUGUAUUUCUUCCUCGCUCACCUCUCUGUCCUGGAGAUCCUGAUCACAACCAUAAUUGUUCCUGUGAUGCUUUGGGGAUUGCUGCUCCCUGGGACRCAGACAAUAUCUCUGACUGGAUGUGUUGUCCAACUCUUCCUGUACCUUGCCGUGGGGACCACAGAGUUCACACUGCUUGGAGSGAUGGCUGUGGACCGUUACGUGGCUGUGUGUGACCCUUUGAGGUACAACAUCAUCAUGACCAGCCGCACCUGCAACUCUGUGGUAAUUGUGUCUUGGCUCUUUGGGUUCCUUUCUGAAAUCUGGCCAGUUUAUGCCACAUUCCAGUUUAGUUUCUGCAAAUCAAAUCUCCUAGAUCAUUUUUACUGUGACAGAGGACAAUUGCUCAAAYUGUCCUGUGAUGAUACUCUUUUCACGGAGUUUAUUCUUUUUCUGAUGGCUGUUUUCAUCAUCAUUGGUUCUUUGACCCCUACAAUUGUCUCCUACAGCUACAUCAUCUCCACCAUCCUCAAGAUCCCCUCGGCCUCAGGCCGGAGGAAAGCCUUCUCCACCUGUGCCUCCCACUUCACUUUCGUCGUGAUUGGCUAUGGCAGCUGCUUGUUCCUCUAUGUGAAACCCAAGCAAACGCAGGCGGCUGAGUACAACAGGGUAGCAUCACUGCUGGUGUYWGUGGUGACCCCUUUCCUGAACCCUUUCAUCUUCACUCUCCGCAAUGACAAAGUCAAAGAGGCUCUUGGGGAUGGAGUGAAACGCUGCUGUCAUCUCCUCAAAGAUUAG
Urocitellus parryii (Arctic ground squirrel) is the source of this 996-nucleotide messenger RNA. The record is from RefSeq and is a predicted model, not a curated record. Lineage: Eukaryota; Metazoa; Chordata; Mammalia; Rodentia; Sciuridae.